AACUGAGAGAGAAUAUCGUGGCCAAUCUCUCGACUGUGGGUGGGUUGGAAGAGGGCUUGCUCAUUUUGAUGGGUUUAAGCCUGGUGGUGCUGAGCUUGAGCUUGGUGAUGCAGGGAAAAGCGUAGAGGUGGAAGCUGUUGAGUUGAGGUGGGUGGUUGCGAUGAUAAAUUUGGUUCCACCUGAAGUGGGAUGGUUCAAACUGAAUGUGGAUGGCUCUUGGAGAUUUUCUAGUGGCACUAUUGGGACUGGAAGGGUACUUCGUAACUAUAACAGGGAUUGGGUUGAAGGCUUUACUGCUAGUUUGGGUCAAGGGAAGGCUUUACUCCUUAUUAGCUGAUGAUGUGUUAGGGGUGUCUUGAACCCGUUUGAUUUGGUUCGAGUCUGUUUAGUUUGCUUUUGGGGUGUUAACCUCCUUUUUCACGAAAAAAAGAAAAAAAGAAAAAAAGAAAAAAAGAAAAAAGAAAAGAGGAAGCAAUGCUCCUCGCUCCGGGUAAUUAUUUUGUGUGAAAUGGCAACAGUACCCCUAUUGUUUUCUGAAAUGGUGAUACUACCCUUAUUAUUUUGUGAAAUUGAUCGAAACAUGUUAUUUCUUCAUCGUCCUCUCCAGGUGUUUCACUGAGCUCCUGAAACGUUUCACUCUGUCUCUCUGACAAUCUCAACUCCAUCGACUCUCUAGUACCUUAACCAUCCCAUCUCUUCGCUCUCACUCUCAAACCAUCGAGUCUUCUCAUUAGAAAUAUCAUUUAUUCGACGAACUUAGAAGCUCAGGGCUGUAACCCCAUGACGACCAAAUCAGUAGUCCAAGACUUCUCAUCUGACACUCCAUGCCGACCCAAUCCUUCUCCAAUCUCUGUCAAGCCCGAGACUCCAGCCACUCCACGCCCUCCUCAACCACCUGCUAACUCAGACGUUCAUAUCGUACAUGUACCUAGCUAUUCCAGGUGGUUCUCAUGGGACCAUAUCCACCAUUGUGAAGUUCAAUUCCUCCCAGAGUUCUUCGAUUCUCACUCACCUUCCAAGAAUCCUAGGCUUUACAUGUACUAUCGCAACAACAUCAUCAAGCAGUACAGGGACAACCCUGCCCGAAAGCUCACCUUCACUGAUGCCCGUAAGACUCUCGUUGGUGAUGUUGGCUCCAUUCGCAGGGUUUUUGAUUUUCUUGAGGUUUGGGGUUUGAUCAAUUACUCCUCCGCGCUCAACAAGCCCCUUAGGUGGGAGGACAAGGACAGCAAGGCUGCCUCUCCGGUCGCUGAAUCCCCCACAGGUUGUCCUAAGGACUCUUCCACUCCCAACAAGGAGAGCCCCAAGAAGAGAGUGUGCCAUGGUUGCAAGUCUCUUUGUAGCAUUGCCUGCUUUGUUUCUGAAAAGUAUGACAUGACUCUCUGUGCAAGGUGCUAUGUUCGCGGGAAUUAUCAGAUUGGUGUAACUUCUUCAGAUUUCAGGAGGGUUGAGAUCAAUGAAGAGACGAGGAGUGAUUGGGCAUAUAAAGAUACUUUGCAUCUUCUAGAAGCUCUCAUGCAUUAUGGUGACGAUUGGAGGAAGGUAGCACAACAUGUCGGUCGGAGUGAGAAGGAAUGCAUCACUCAUUUCAUUAAAAUUCCUUUCGGUGAAGAAUUUAUUGCUGAUUUCCAUUCUGGGAAUUUCAAAGACUCUGUAGAUUCCGAAUCUGGAAUGGAGAGUAAUGGUACACCAUUCCCAAGUAAAAGAAUGCGUCUCACACCUCUUGCAGACGCAAGCAACCCAAUAAUGGCUCAGGCAGCCUUCCUGUCAGCUUUGGCAGGUGUAGAGGUUGCAAAAGCUGCUGCUUGUGCUGCUGUAACAACCCUUUGUGAGGCGGAUUAUGAAACAAGUAGACUGAGUCUAGGAUCUCGGGCUUGGAAUGCAAGACAGCAUGAAGCGAAUGAUGAAUCCAAUGGGGACACCAACCUAGAUGAACUGGGAGGUGCUUUUGUAGAUGCAAAUUCACAGCUCGAAAAGGAAGGGAUGGAUGUGGAGAGAGCAAUUUCUGGGAUUACAGAGGUGCAGAUGAAAGAGAUUCAAGAGAAGAUUGUUCAUUUUGAGGAGUUAGAUUUACAGAUGGAGAAAGAACGGCAAAAACUGGAGCAACUGAAAAACAUGCUCUUUGUUGAUAAGCUAACACUUUCAAUUCAUAAAACUUGUGCACAAAAAACUGAAGGAAUGGAGAAGAAUAUACAAACAGAUUGAUUUUCCGUA
Molecule: messenger RNA, 2214 nt
Organism: Prunus avium (sweet cherry)
Lineage: Eukaryota; Viridiplantae; Streptophyta; Magnoliopsida; Rosales; Rosaceae
Source: RefSeq, a predicted model, not a curated record